GCGCAAUAGGAGGAUGGUUUCUCCCCGUUCCUCGCUGCCUUGCUGCUUUCGGCGCAUGCGCGCGGGGCGGCCCACGGCCCAGGCGGCAGAGGCAAGAUGGCGGCGGUGGUACAGAACGUCGUGAAGCUCCUGGGAGAGCAGUACUACAAGGAUGCGAUGGAGCAGUGCCACAACUACAAUGCUAGGCUGUGUGCAGAGAGGAGUGUCCGACUCCCCUUCCUGGACUCGCAGACAGGGGUGGCGCAGAGUAACUGCUACAUCUGGAUGGAGAAGCGUCAUCGAGGCCCAGGCUUAGCUGCUGGCCAGCUGUACUCAUACCCGGCACGUCGCUGGCGGAAAAAGCGCCGCUCUCACCCUCCCGAGGACCCCAGGCUCUCCUUCCCUUCCAUCAAACCAGACACAGAUCAGACCUUAAAGAAAGAAGGGCUUAUCUCCCAAGAUGGCAGCAGCCUGGAGGCUCUCCUGAGGACUGACCCCCUGGAGAAACGCACCCUGCCGGAUGCUCGCCUUGAUGACGACAGCCUCACUGAGUUCCCUGUUACCAACAGCCGUGCGCGGAAGCGGAUCCUUGAACCGGACGACUUCCUGGAUGAUCUGGAUGACGAGGACUAUGAGGAGGAUACACCAAAGCGACGGGGCAAGGGCAAAGCUAAGGGCAAAGGCGUUGGGGGUGCUCGGAAAAAGCUGGAUGCCGCCAUCUUGGAAGACCGAGAUAAGCCUUAUGCAUGUGACAAUAGUUACAAACAAAAGCAUACCUUGAAACCUCCCGACCGAGUCUGCGGGAAGCGCUACAAGAACCGCCCGGGGCUGAGCUACCACUACGCUCACUCCCACCUGGCCGAGGAGGAGGGCGAGGACAAGGAAGACUCGCAGCCCCCAACUCCUGUCUCGCAGCGAUCUGAAGAGCAGAAAUCCAAGAAAGGCCCUGAUGGCUUGGCCCUGCCCAACAACUACUGUGACUUCUGCCUGGGCGACUCCAAGAUCAACAAGAAGACAGGGCAGCCUGAGGAGCUAGUGUCCUGCUCAGACUGUGGGCGUUCAGGGCACCCUUCCUGCCUGCAGUUCACACCAGUCAUGAUGGCAGCCGUGAAGACAUACCGCUGGCAGUGCAUCGAGUGCAAGUGCUGCAACAUCUGCGGGACCUCGGAGAAUGAUGACCAGCUGCUCUUCUGUGACGAUUGUGAUCGUGGCUAUCACAUGUACUGCCUCACCCCGCCCAUGUCGGAGCCGCCCGAGGGGAGUUGGAGCUGUCACCUGUGUCUGGAUUUGCUGAAGGAGAAAGCCUCGAUCUACCAGAACCAGAAUUCCUCUUGAUCUCGCCUCUCGGGCUGGCGACCUCUAGCUCUUCAAUCCUGGCAGGGCUCUGUGACUCCUUUGGUUUGGUUUAAACCUUUCUUGUGGGUUCUCUUUCUUUUUCCUUUUUUUUUUUUUUAAUCUCUUUUCGGGGUGGGGGGGGGGGGCACGUUUGGGG
Alligator sinensis (Chinese alligator) is the source of this 1471-nucleotide messenger RNA. It is a transcript of the gene DPF2, whose product is annotated as double PHD fingers 2. NCBI's taxonomy places the organism in Eukaryota, Metazoa, Chordata, Crocodylia, Alligatoridae. Gene Ontology annotation, cellular component: nBAF complex. Bases 97 to 1314 code for a protein of 405 amino acids. Gene Ontology annotation, biological process: nervous system development. The transcript has 12 exons. The record is from RefSeq and is a predicted model, not a curated record.